CUGCCGUUGAAACCAUGAAGUUGGAAAACAUCAUUAUUUUACAGAAUACGGUCGACUUCGCCAAAGAAGCCUAGACUCUUGAGCACCAAAAAUAAUAGCUGCAUUCGUCAAAGGCAUGGUGGUCGAGUUGUCACCCAUCGUUCCGAUAUUCGCGCAGCUGAAAUACGAUAUUAACGCUGUUAACGAAUACAUUGUAAAAUAUAUACCUUUCCCAGUCUGCGACUUUGCUUCCGAUCCCCGUCUCAUCAUGAUCCAUUCCUUCGACGUCAACAAGCCUGGUGCCGAUGUCAUGAGCUCAAAGGUGGUGUUGCCAAUGGUUCUAUCCUCACAGGCAUUCUAUGGCCAGGGCAAGAAGUCGAGAUUCAUCUGGGAAUUGUGAUGAGAGACACUCAAGGACAGAAUUGCUUUUGGGGUUCCAGGAAGGCUGAUUGGUGUUGGGACCAAGAUUGAUCCUACGCUAUGCAGAGCGGAUCGUCUUGUUGGUCAA
Messenger RNA from Suillus subaureus, 487 nucleotides. RefSeq lists its product as uncharacterized. Gene Ontology annotation, molecular function: tRNA binding; translation initiation factor activity. Gene Ontology annotation, cellular component: cytosol; eukaryotic translation initiation factor 2 complex. The record is from RefSeq and is a predicted model, not a curated record. Bases 116 to 379 code for a protein of 87 amino acids. The transcript is spliced from 3 exons. Gene Ontology annotation, biological process: formation of translation preinitiation complex; positive regulation of translational fidelity. Lineage: Eukaryota; Fungi; Basidiomycota; Agaricomycetes; Boletales; Suillaceae.